Molecule: messenger RNA, 903 nt
Organism: Juglans regia (Persian walnut)
Lineage: Eukaryota; Viridiplantae; Streptophyta; Magnoliopsida; Fagales; Juglandaceae
Product: heavy metal-associated isoprenylated plant protein 24-like
Exons: 3
Coding region: 152-607 (151 amino acids)
Molecular function (GO): metal ion binding
Source: RefSeq, a predicted model, not a curated record
CCUAAAGUGGUGAGGGUGAAAGAGCAACGUUUGAAACAAUUUUCUCUUGGACUUGUGUGUUCUGAUCUUUCGACGCUAAGAAGCUGUGAACUGUCGUAAAGCUUAUCCAAGACAGCAACACCCUGAAUCAAGUGUUUUGAAGAGACGGAAGAUGGGAGUUGAAGGUACUUUGGAAUACUUGUCCGAUCUGCUACGCAGUGUCAAAAAGGGCAAGAAGAAGAAGAAGCAAAUACAAACUGUGGCGCUCAAAAUCAGAAUGGACUGUGAAGGGUGUGAGCGUAAGGUCAAGAAAGUUCUCUCUGGUGUAAAAGGGGCAAAAUCUGUGGACGUGGACUUGAAACAGCAGAAGGCGACGGUGACAGGAUAUGUGGAGGCAAAGAAGGUGUUGAAGGCAGCUCAGUCAACGAAGAAAAAGGUGGAGCUAUGGCCUUAUGUUCCAUACACACUGGUGGCUCAUCCUUAUGUUUCUCAGGCAUAUGACAAGAAGGCACCUCCUAAUAUGGUGAGGGGCAUUCCCGACACAGCCACCAUUAAAGAGACUACGAUGAACGACAGCUACACCCUUAUGUUCAGCGAUGAGAACCCAAAUUCCUGCACCAUCAUGUAGAGUUACUCUGUCAAAAAUCUUCAAGAAAAAGCCACAUCGAUGGUCACUGUAAAGAAAAUCCGUAUAUACAUAUUGCGGCCAUUGAUCAUGUAUUGUUUUCUUCGUUUUUUUUUUUUUUUUAUUUGUGAAUUUUCUUUGCGAGGUUUUUGUGGUGAAGAACAUCAUGAGCUUGAUCUAUAUAUGUUCUGAAUGGGACAUGGUGCAUGUGGGUUGCUCAUCAUCAUGUCUUGUCAUGAGCUCGAUCAAUAGUAUAGGAGUAUAGAUUUAUGUCGUCCUAGUGCAAUUGACCUUUUUCA